This is a messenger RNA of Spodoptera exigua (beet armyworm), 1582 nucleotides long. NCBI's taxonomy places the organism in Eukaryota, Metazoa, Arthropoda, Insecta, Lepidoptera, Noctuidae. The record is from the annotation of a GenBank genome assembly.
CGCGCGCGAACGUGUGGUGAUAGUUAUGUGUUCAAAUGACUGGUGCUUCAGUGUGCAAAACAUUUUGGAAUCGUUGUGACGGCUCACAACAAACAGUGUAUUCGCCUGAUCAAUAGCAAUGCCAGGACACGCAGGAAGUCCCUACUGGGCUGCCGUUGAUUUCGAUAGCGAAGGUGAAGAAGCCCAAACGCCACCAAGCAAUCACCGGGUGUACCUAGAUCCUUGGGACAACGAGGCUUACGGAAUGAUGCAAGCGGAGACAGCAGAAUCCAGUCAAGGAGAGAACUUCAAUUCGUUUGCCGGCGAGCCAGUCAGUGCUAGUUUUUACUAUGUGCCCACGAAAAACUAUGAUUCUGGAGAAGAGCCGCCACUACCGCCGCCCAGAUGGAAGAGGGCUCCGCCUGAAGAAAUAAUUGCCCCUGAAUAUGCAAUUUAUGGUCGGAAAGCAUCCCGAACUAUCGUCCCUGACUUUCCUCCUGAGGCAAUAUAUGGGGAACGACCAAUAAGAGACAGAAGAAGAUCGAUGUUCAUAGAAGAGCCGACUUACGUUCCUCAUCCAAUGUUGUAUGAGCCACUUUACGGUGGGAUGAUACCACCAGGAUACAUGCCUCCACCUCCCCGAACUCGUAUGUCACUCUCUCACCCCCCAGAAUAUGUGAUGGCAGGCCUUGGAUAUCCGAACAGUAGGAGGCAUUCCAGGAUGACUGAGGCCUACGAGCAAUUUGCCUACGAGAGCCUGUCUCCUGAAUAUGAAGACUGGGCAAGACCUUUUCCAAAGACCGCUCCUGACAAUUUCCAUUUAUCAAGAUAUGGUCACCUACAGAUCGACUAUUCUUGUAGCUGGAACUCUCUCGACAGGCUUAUUCGUAGCCAGCAUCGGGGUUAAUCACAUAAAAUCAAAAAAUGAUUGAAAUCAGAGAACAAAAAAUUAGACCGUAUGCAUAAAUUAAGCUCAUAAUGCAUGCAUGCAUGUCUAAAAUGAGUGCGGUGUAAACAUAUCUAGUGAUUGCUGUGUUUUUUGGAUUUUGUUGCAGAUCCAUGCUCAUUAUUCUAAAUUAAAACUGAAAAUGUAGAAUAGAUACUAAGUAUAAUAGCUACGUGAUAGUGUGCUCACCGUCAGACGGAUGGAACGGUUUGAAAGUUUGUUCCGGAUAUUCUAAAAACUUCAAACGCAUCCCUGCACAAGCAAUGCUACUUUUAAACGAACAUUCUGAAUCGUAUCAUAUAGAAGCCGUUAGAGACACGUAAACUGUAGUUUCUAUGUACAUAAUCCACAAAUGACUGUAGUUUGGACCCUUAAAGAGUUAUUUUGAGUGUCCAUUUAUUCGGUUAGUAAAUGACAACUAUGUAGGUAAUCUUUCCUCAUUUUUAUGGUUUAGAAAAUAUAACUUCCGCAUUUUCGCUCUGUUUAUAAUAAUCAAGAUCAAUUUAAGGUAGGUAGGUACUUUAGGUAACGAUUUUUAAUAUUGUGAGAGGCUUUUUGCUUACGUAAGUUAGUUUAAUUGUUUUGAAGUAAGGUGCUAAAUAAAUUGUUAAUUUUGUUCGUCUUAUGACAUAAUCUGAGAAACUAAAUGUUAGCCAA